Messenger RNA from Camellia sinensis, 1900 nucleotides. RefSeq names its product protein DETOXIFICATION 40. Gene Ontology annotation, molecular function: antiporter activity; xenobiotic transmembrane transporter activity. The record is from RefSeq and is a predicted model, not a curated record. Gene Ontology annotation, cellular component: membrane. Gene Ontology annotation, biological process: xenobiotic detoxification by transmembrane export across the plasma membrane. Lineage: Eukaryota; Viridiplantae; Streptophyta; Magnoliopsida; Ericales; Theaceae.
AAUACCCUCCAAAACCUCUCACUCCCCAUCACCACCAGCAAUACCAAUUUGCAGCAACUGCAGAGUAGUACUAAUAACUUGGGAGGAUGGGUACUUCACAAGAAGAAGAUCAUAUUUACCAACCGAUCCCUCAUGAAAUCCCACCAUCUUCAAUAACACCUCAAGUAUCAUCAGCAAAACACAACACUACUAGUACUACUAAUGGUGAAUCCAGUGGAGAGCUUGAGAGUAUAUUAAGCGAUACCAGCUUGCCAUUUUCGAAACGAAUGGGAUCUGCAACGUGGAUUGAAUUGAAGCUCCUGGUCUACCUCGCUGCCCCCGCGGUUUUCGUUUACAUGAUCAAUUACUGCAUGUCUAUGUCCACCCAAAUCUUCGCCGGACACCUUGGUAAUCUUGAGCUCGCAGCUGCCUCCCUUGGCAACAAUGGUAUCCAAAUCUUCGCCUACGGUCUCAUGCUAGGGAUGGGAAGUGCAGUUGAAACAUUGUGUGGACAAGCAUAUGGAGCCCAAAAAUAUGAAAUGCUCGGUGUUUAUCUCCAAAGAUCAGCAAUUCUUCUCACUAUAACCGGUGUACUGCUUACCCUAAUCUACAUUUUCUGCGAGCCCAUCCUCAUCUUCCUCGGGCAAUCAACCGCCAUAGCAUCAGCAGCAGCAUUGUUCAUAUACGGUCUAAUUCCCCAAAUAUUCGCAUACGCAUUAAACUUCCCUAUCCAAAAAUUUCUACAAGCACAGAGUAUUGUGACACCAAGUGCAUACAUAUCAGCUGCAACAUUAGUAUUACAUAUUAUACUGAGUUGGCUUUUUGUGUACAAGAUAGGGCUUGGGUUGUUGGGUGCAUCGUUGGUGUUGAGCUUGUCUUGGUGGAUCAUUGUGGUGGCUCAGUUUGUUUAUAUAUUGAAGAGUGAAAGGUGUAAGUACACAUGGGAUGGGUUCAGCAUUCAGGCAUUCUCUGGCUUGCCUGGGUUCUUUAAGUUAUCGGCUGCUUCGGCUGUUAUGCUCUGUUUGGAGACUUGGUAUUUUCAGAUUCUUGUUUUGCUCGCUGGCUUGCUGGAAAACCCUGAGUUGGCUCUGGAUGCUCUCUCUAUUUGUACAACAAUUUCAGGAUGGGUAUUCAUGAUCUCAGUUGGGUUUAAUGCAGCUGCAAGUGUGAGAGUGAGCAAUGAACUUGGAGCAGGGCAUCCAAAGUCUGCUGCAUAUUCAGUAGUGGUUGUGACUUCAAUUUCAUUCAUCAUAUCUGUGAUAGCAGCAAUAGUGCUGCUUGCAUUGCGAAAUAUCAUCAGCUAUGCCUUCACAGAUGGUGAAAUAGUAGCCAAUGCUGUUUCAGAUCUCUGUCCUCUUCUAGCCCUCACCCUCAUUCUCAAUGGAAUCCAACCUGUCUUGUCUGGUGUGGCUGUGGGUUGUGGAUGGCAAGCUUUUGUGGCAUAUGUGAAUGUGGGAUGUUAUUAUAUUGUCGGAAUACCUCUUGGUGCAGUGCUCGGUUUUUACUUCAAUUUCGGUGCUAAGGGAAUCUGGACGGGUAUGUUAGGCGGCACACUUAUGCAAACCAUUAUUUUAAUAUGGGUCACCUUCCGAACUGACUGGAACAAAGAGGUGGGAGAAGCUCAGAAGAGGUUGGACAAGUGGGAAGAGAAGAAGGAACCACUUUUGAGUUAAAACUUUUCAUGGAUGGGACUAAAUAAUCGGCGGUUGACCCCUUAAGAUCUUCUACUAGUGGACAACUUCAUCAAAGCCACCAAGCAAAAUUGCCUUGGUACACAUUCAGGACGAAGAAAAUUGUAGGAGCAAAAAGAAAAGAAAAAAAAAGCCCAAUUUAGGGUUAGCUUUGUUAUCUUAUUAUUGAUUUAUUGAAAUUGAAAAUUGCAAUAAAAAAGUGGUUGUGUUCAUGUGCUCUAUUUGUUAAA